AUGUCAUUCAUUAUAUUCGCUGAGGAUUACAGGGACAGAGUCAUGUGGACAUGGAAGUGUCCUGCUUCAGAUGCAGAACUUGUUAUUGAUGGGAUGGAUCGGAUAAAAUUCCAAGCUCACAGUGUGAACUAUCCUCCAAUUCUAAUUGAGCAGCCAGAAGACUCAAAACCAUUUGCCCCUACGGUGGUUACAGUAAGUUCAUGCGUUAAACCUUAUUAUAGAUCAAUUGAUUUUGAUGGUUUGGACCCCGUUUUGUGGUGGGACGAUGCAGAAGACAAGGAUGAAGAACCUGAAGACCCUUAA
Molecule: messenger RNA, 303 nt
Organism: Prunus armeniaca (apricot)
Lineage: Eukaryota; Viridiplantae; Streptophyta; Magnoliopsida; Rosales; Rosaceae
Source: the annotation of a GenBank genome assembly